Molecule: messenger RNA, 4866 nt
Organism: Phacochoerus africanus (Common warthog)
Lineage: Eukaryota; Metazoa; Chordata; Mammalia; Artiodactyla; Suidae
Gene: AHCYL2
Product: adenosylhomocysteinase like 2
Exons: 17
Coding region: 55-1890 (611 amino acids)
Biological process (GO): L-methionine cycle
Cellular component (GO): cytosol
Source: RefSeq, a predicted model, not a curated record
GGCGGGGCCGAGCUGGAGCUGGAGUCUGAGCCGGCGGUUGCAGUGGAGGCGGUGAUGUCGGUGCAGGUCGUGUCGGCAGCGGCUGCCUCGAAGGUGCCUGAGGUGGAGCUGAAGGACCUGAGCCCUUCCGAGGCGGAGGCGCAGCUGGGACUGAGCACGGCGGCUGUGAGCGCCAUGGCCCCUCCAGCAGGCGGUGGGGACCCUGAGGCUCCAGCUCCCGCGGCGGAGCGGCCCCCGGCCCCUGGCCCGGGAUCGGGGCCCGCCGCGGCUCUCAGCCCCGCCGCUGGGAAAGUGCCUCAGGCGUCGGCCAUGAAGCGGAGCGACCCUCAUCACCAGCAUCAGAGACACCGCGACGGCGGCGAGGCCCUGGUCAGCCCCGACGGCACCGUCACCGAGGCGCCGCGUACAGUCAAGAAGCAGAUCCAAUUCGCUGACCAGAAGCAAGAAUUCAAUAAACGUCCCACCAAAAUUGGACGUCGCUCUCUGUCUCGCUCCAUUUCUCAGUCAUCUACUGACAGCUACAGCUCAGCGGCUUCAUAUACAGAUAGCUCAGAUGAUGAGACCUCCCCCAGGGACAAGCAGCAAAAGAAUUCCAAGGGGAGCAGUGACUUCUGUGUCAAGAACAUCAAACAGGCGGAGUUUGGACGAAGAGAAAUUGAAAUUGCUGAACAAGAAAUGCCGGCGCUGAUGGCUUUGAGGAAGAGAGCCCAAGGAGAAAAACCCUUGGCCGGAGCCAAAAUUGUGGGUUGUACACACAUCACUGCUCAGACUGCUGUGCUUAUGGAAACUCUGGGUGCCCUGGGGGCACAGUGUCGAUGGGCUGCCUGCAACAUCUAUUCCACUCUCAAUGAAGUGGCUGCUGCUCUAGCAGAAAGUGGAUUUCCUGUGUUUGCCUGGAAAGGAGAGUCAGAAGAUGACUUUUGGUGGUGCAUUGAUAGAUGUGUGAAUGUGGAGGGCUGGCAGCCAAACAUGAUCUUGGAUGAUGGAGGAGAUCUUACUCACUGGAUUUAUAAGAAGUAUCCCAACAUGUUCAAGAAAAUCAAGGGCAUAGUAGAGGAGAGUGUUACUGGAGUCCAUAGGCUGUACCAGCUAUCCAAAGCUGGGAAGCUAUGUGUCCCAGCCAUGAAUGUCAAUGACUCAGUUACCAAACAGAAAUUUGACAACCUCUACUGUUGCCGUGAAUCAAUUCUUGAUGGACUUAAAAGGACAACAGACAUGAUGUUCGGUGGAAAGCAGGUGGUGGUCUGUGGCUACGGAGAGGUGGGGAAGGGGUGCUGCGCUGCCUUAAAAGCUAUGGGGUCCAUUGUGUAUGUAACUGAGAUUGACCCCAUCUGUGCUCUUCAAGCCUGCAUGGAUGGAUUUCGACUGGUGAAAUUAAAUGAGGUCAUCCGACAAGUGGACAUUGUUAUUACCUGUACAGGUAACAAGAAUGUGGUAACCAGAGAGCAUUUGGACCGUAUGAAAAAUAGCUGCAUCGUUUGCAACAUGGGACAUUCGAACACGGAGAUUGACGUGGCGAGUCUUCGGACACCAGAACUGACCUGGGAGCGAGUGAGAUCCCAAGUUGACCAUGUAAUAUGGCCCGAUGGCAAGAGGAUAGUAUUGCUGGCAGAGGGCCGUCUGCUGAACCUAAGCUGCUCCACAGUGCCUACAUUUGUGCUCUCCAUCACCGCUACUACUCAGGCUCUUGCCUUGAUAGAGCUCUACAAUGCUCCUGAGGGUCGCUAUAAGCAGGAUGUCUACCUGCUGCCCAAGAAAAUGGAUGAGUACGUGGCCAGCCUACACCUGCCCACCUUUGAUGCUCACCUGACCGAGCUGACAGAUGAGCAGGCCAAAUAUCUGGGACUCAACAAGAAUGGGCCCUUCAAGCCCAAUUACUACAGGUAUUAAGUUCCUGUAACUCAAGCCAGAAGAAAUUUUAAGGAAUAAAACUCCCAGUCUUUUCUCCACUCCUAUAUGGGAAAGAACCCAGCAAGCUGCUUCUCCAAUCAGCUGCCCGCCGUGCUCACCCUAUAUGUUAGGUUAUUUAUUUAUUAAAAUCUAGACUCCUGUGCCUGUCGCCUUGGCCCAGAGUGUGGUUGCUGCCCCGUGGGCUGGGAGAGCUGCAGAGGACUGGCUGAGGAGGAGAAGACAUGGGGUUCCCAGUGCAUCUUUCGCCUCAUUCCCCAUUGGCUGGAUCCUCGGCACUGGUCAUUGUUCUCUUAUCCAGGCUCAGGAGUUAGCCCAGGGAUUCCAGACUCCUUGGUCUUUGGGUUUUCUGGAAUCAGUUUUUAGCAGCUGCCUUUCUCAGCUUUGGCCCUUCCCCAGGUGAGGCCUCUUGGAAGCCGCUGAAUUAACAGGGCCUGGGUUCCCGGCCUCGACCAUCACUGUCACUGCCUUCUUUAUGAAACGGCUGGGCAGGAGGGAGUGCUGUGGCCUUGGCGAGCUGCGCCAAGGACCCAGCUGUGCCUGUGCUUCCCGGGAGUCUCCUUCCUUGCCCAGGACUCCUUUCUUCUCCUUAAAGAUUUAUGUCCAUUUUUACACUUUCAUGUUCCAAGAGGAGUGUGCCUCUGUUACUUUCCUCAGCUGCUCUGAUGUUUGUCAGAUGUUUGUUUUGCUGUCUUUCUAACCCAACUAGCCUCUGCUCAGGAAGUCCGGGCUGGCCCCGUGGGGCCCAUACUUUGACUUCCUUGUCAUUUAAGUAGAUAGUUUGCCAGGAAGCUCCCUCCAGAUCAGCACUGUCUCAGAAAAGGGAGGCUUAUUGUGAAAUGCAGCUUCCUCCUGUUACCUAAAACGCCUUCUGAAACUGAGCAGGAAAAGGCUUGCUUUCCAAGGGAUGCGGGAGACCAGGGCUUCGGAAAUGCAGCAGGCCUUUCAGGCCCACAGCUCAGCACCCUAAGGAAGCGAAAUAUAUCUGUCUCCUGGGAAGGGGUUUGCAGCUUAACUGGCUAAGCUAUGCAGAGAUGACACUGUAAACUGAAUCCAGAUGAUCAGAGCUAGUUUGAACCCCAUCAGACAUUCUUCCCUUUGGCCAUUGCCACUGAUGGAACUGAGAUCUAAUGUCUCUGCAAUUUGGUCUGUGGUCUUUCUUCUUUGCUAGGAUGUCUUUUUAUGUUCUGGCCUUGUCCAUCUUAGGAUUCUGUACUGCAGAGGUGGUUUCUUGAGUGAUUCCAAUAUUAUAAAAAAUUUGCAAUAUAAGCAGCCUGAAAUUUUGUGUCCCACAUAAGAGUUGGGUUCCUUUUGGAGACUGCCCUAUUUGGUCUUAAGGGUUCCACUGGGACCAGACUGGUUUUAAGAAAGUCUGGAAUGGCCCUAGGAAUUUUGAAUGCAAUGAGUCCAUUCUGCCCCCUGCUAAACUUAUUUAACACUCUCGCUCUUGUCUAUUUGUUUUUCCCUUUUUUCUCUCAAAGUCUCAAGACCAAGGUCACUCAAGGAAACACAAGACCACCCAGGGUCAUUACAACCUAAUUCUGCUCCCUAUUUUCUACCUUCUCCAACUUCCCCUGGUCUUCACAUAUGCCCUAAGAGCUGAUCUGGAAGUGACUUUCCUUUUGGAGAAAGGGAGGUGAACCUUAAGGUAAAUAGCUAUUUGCCUCAUUUAAAUAGUACGAGAGCUCAGGCCAUAGAGGCUGCUUCCACAGAGACCAUAUAUCUCAGCACAUAUGUGGCUAUAUUCUUUUAUGAAGAUCCAUAAAUGCUGAAAAUUCCACUAGUUCUUCCUUUUGCCUACCCAGUUCUGAUUUAUUAUUAUUAAUUAAUUGGAUCCCUUUAGCAGAAGACUCGGCAGAUGAGAUCUGUGUCUCAUCUUAUAUCCAGAGCAUAUUCCAUUAGACAAGUAUCUGGACUCUAGCCUAUUAUAUUCUUAAGCCAGAAAUCAUAACCUGUUUCUCAGCAAAGACUGGCUGCCUGUGGAGUUACUAUGUGCUGGUCCUGAUUGCAUACUCCGUCUGCCUUGUGACUGCAAAGAGACCCAUUCCAAAUGAAAAAGGAGCCCCACUGGGCUUCGAGGUUAGGUUGCCAGUGUUGCUCCCCAUGGUGAGGUAUUUGCCUCUAAGUUUCAGGUGACCACUCUUCCUUCCUUUCUGGGACCCUGUGUCAUGACCUUUAAGGAAAAGGAGGUCUAGGCCUCCUGAGUAUUCAGGUUCUGCCUUGGUGUUGGAAUAUGGUCAGUAUUCUUUCUGCCUUGUAAUCAGAACAAAUGUAUCUUCUUCCCUCAAGCCCUCACCUUAGAUGUAUCCUAGGAAUCUCGAAGCAUGGGAAAGAAGACUAAUUAUCUCUUUAUAUGUGGCCCUGGCUUGUGGGGAUACUUACCAUUUUCUUUGCAAUGAAUUUGUGUUAGUUUUCAUGGUCUUUUUUGCCUUCUGAUGAAAUGUUCAGUUUUCUUUUUCUCGUUUAAGGAAAAAAAAAAAAGGUAUCUGGUCCACCUUCCCUCAGCCCUCCUACCUCCUCAUCCUCCCCUCCUGAAUGAGCACGGCUCCCUAUGGCCACAUACUCCUGCAAAGCUUUUCUGCUGCUUGGCUUUUCUCUGAACAGAUCUGAAAUUGCUGCUCCUGUGGUUUUCUCAAAAUUAACUUUGUCAUGGUUUUAAAAGAGAAAUCAAAAUGCGUUGUCGCAUUAAGCUUUUUAAUAAAGGAAAAGUACCGAAAGAAAAUAGGCAACACCAGCAAAUUAUAUGUGGACAAGUUCUAAACUAUAUAUACAUACGUAAUACAUAUAUAUAUAAAUAAUCAUCUAGUUCUCAUUGUCAUCUUACUGAAAGGAAAUAAAACCUCCAAGGACCACCAUUUCUGAGAGGCUCUUGGAAAUCUUUAUGUCUAAGUGAUUGUAUUAGAUCAGCAAUAAUGAAUAUGUAAUCUCAAAAGAUAAAUAAAAUAUUCUUAAAAUGGA